CUCGCAUCCAACCUCUCAUGUUCUCCGGUCCGCGCUUGCACUCACAUACCUGGAAUGUCCACCUGCACAGAGAUGGGCCGAGUCACAGACGACUGUCGAGUCUUUCACGGAAACAAGUUUGAUUCUGAUUCUUUGCUGCCCUGCAUUUCCAAAGGAAAACAACGAAAUUGCACAGAAUCCUUCGAAACAAAGAUCAGAUGCAAUGUGACUCUCCGACUCAUUUCAAAGUCACAAAGAAGGAACAAAAUCAUACUGCUUUUUUGACUCUCGAUUGCUGACAAACGGCAUUUAAACUUUUCUUUUCACAUCUUGGACAAUACGAACAAAAUCAAUCGUCCCAAGAAGUGUAUGAGACGUCUACGAGGGUACGCGAGCUUGACGAGAUGGGACGGAGAGCAUGUACACAGACAAGGUAUGAAAUCAGUACAUUUCAGCCUUGAACUUUUAUGGAUGUUUAGCAAAAAAAUGCGCGCUGCAAAAAGAUACCGUCAAAUCCAUAAAGAGCACAAACAUCAC
Molecule: messenger RNA, 516 nt
Organism: Guillardia theta CCMP2712
Lineage: Eukaryota; Cryptophyceae; Pyrenomonadales; Geminigeraceae
Exons: 1
Coding region: 55-264 (69 amino acids)
Source: RefSeq, a predicted model, not a curated record